Anopheles merus is the source of this 1297-nucleotide messenger RNA. RefSeq lists its product as uncharacterized. The transcript has 3 exons. The record is from RefSeq and is a predicted model, not a curated record. The coding region runs from base 344 to 1231 and encodes 295 amino acids. NCBI's taxonomy places the organism in Eukaryota, Metazoa, Arthropoda, Insecta, Diptera, Culicidae.
AUCUGUCAAAAUCGGAGCCCAGGGGGGGGAUCGCCAAAAGCGCUAUAACUUCACCUCAUUAUACAUUCCACCUUGUACAAUUGUAAAAUCUUGGCAACCCGGCCGAGCUGUCAGAAAAAGAUAAUAAAAAAGGAAAAUUCACGUUGUGUACGCAGUUGGAAAAGCACGUGUAAUUCUGUGUCUUAUGUCCUUCAGUUCUUAAGAGUAUUUUAUUUGACGUUGUUUACAUCUCAGAAGUGGGAUACGACAAAUUAUAGAGUGAAAAUUAAUAGCGUUGCAAAGUUUAGCGUGUCGGUCGGAAUGUUGACAAAAGACCAAAUGCUGUGCGCCCUGGAAUGCGCUAAUGUUCCUGUGUCGCCGAAUGCCACCAUUGCGCAAAUAUAUGGGAAGGAACUGGCCAUCAUCAUCAUCAUCAAACCCUUUUACAUCACACCAAGAGACUUCAGACAUAGAAAUACCUAUAUUUCUGGAUCCAAAUUCUCCAAUAGACGUCAGGGCUACUAUUACGCCAGAUAAUUUAGAACAAACUGCUGAAUUGGGGGUUUUACCAAAUACUCCAAUACAAAACAUACAACACCCAGUUAUGUCGGAGUCGUCAACAAGAAUAUCAAUCAGUAAUAUACUAAACAACCAACCAUCCAUACAACAGUUAACGCAGGAAGCUCGGACACAAUCAUCUACUCCACCAUCUUCGGUUUCACAAACAUCCCGAUUGCAGCCUUCCGAACCAUCAAACCGUCGAAAUCGACGACCUGCGCAAGUAAGAAACGGUAGAACAAGACAAAUGGCUGAAUUCCUUGAAAAUGAUGCAGAAUUGGUACAAUUGCUAAGGAAUCUGACCAAUCAAACAUCGCAGAUAACAGAUCCAGAAGCGGUUGAAAUGUCUACUGCAUUUUUACAAAUGAUGAAGAGAGUUCCAGCCGAAAGAAGACAAAAUACUUUUGGGAAGGUCCAGGAAGUAUUUGCAAAUACAUACAACCAUGACGAAGACGUAUUGAAGUAUGGAAGGGCGCUGUGCAACUUGCUACAGUUGAUGGACUCUUCAAACAGAAAAGAAACUUUCAACCAACUUCUAAGAAUUAUAAAUGAUCGUUUAGGCCUCAUCCACCAGCGCCUAAUGGAUCGAAGUAUACGUCGGCGACGCAUUAUGGUCAUAGUCAACAAUCUUGCCAAAAUUCCAGACCAUUGCGGUGUAUGCAUUAUUGCUAUGAUCUGCGUUUCAUCCCUAUAAAGAUAUAUUCGUUAAAUUAUACUCGCCAUAACGUUGUAUUUAUAUUAGACUUACAUUUUUACCGUU